Molecule: messenger RNA, 1221 nt
Organism: Physcomitrium patens
Lineage: Eukaryota; Viridiplantae; Streptophyta; Bryopsida; Funariales; Funariaceae
Product: light-harvesting complex stress-related protein 1, chloroplastic
Biological process (GO): photosynthesis, light harvesting
Cellular component (GO): membrane
Source: RefSeq, a predicted model, not a curated record
CAAUCGGGAUGUAGGAUUAAUUGCGUUGCCACAAAAGCGUGGCGGGGAAUGUAUCCUAGUCCAUCAUAUAAUGACACAGUUAGGCUUCUUCAGGCACACAGAUUCAGUUCACUCGCUCUGCAACUUUCCUUUCCACUUGGCUCCCGUAUUUCCAAUCUCGAGCUUUUGCUAGCGUUUCUCUGAACUGCUUUAGAACCAUGGCGAUCGCUAUGUCCUCCGUGAGCUGCAUCUCAGGUGCUAAGCUCUUCUCAACCCCAGCAGCCUACCAGGUGACUCGCCGCGCCGGCGUUCAGCGGAUCAGUGCUGUGGCCGACAAGGUCUCCCCCGACCCCGAAGUUGUUCCCCCCAAUGUGCUCGAAUACGCCAAGGGAAUGCCCGGAGUGUGCGCUCCAUUCCCAAACAUCUUCGACCCUGCCGAUUUGUUGGCUCGUGCUGCCUCUAGCCCUCGCCCCAUCAAGGAAUUAAACAGGUGGAGGGAGUCUGAGAUUACCCACGGCCGUGUGGCCAUGCUUGCUUCCCUUGGAUUCAUCGUGCAGGAGCAGCUCCAGGACUAUUCUCUGUUCUACAACUUCGACGGGCAGAUCUCUGGCCCUGCCAUCUACCACUUCCAGCAGGUUGAGGCCCGCGGUGCCGUGUUCUGGGAGCCCUUGCUGUUCGCCAUCGCUCUUUGCGAGGCCUACAGAGUUGGACUUGGGUGGGCUACUCCCCGCUCCGAGGACUUCAACACCUUGAGGGACGACUACGAGCCCGGCAACUUGGGCUUCGACCCCUUGGGUCUCCUCCCCUCUGACCCCGCCGAAAGGAAGGACAUGCAGACCAAAGAGCUCAACAACGGGCGUCUUGCCAUGAUUGCCAUUGCUGCCUUCGUUGCGCAGGAGUUGGUCUCGGGUGAAGAGAUCUUCGUGCAUUUGUUCAAGAGAUUGGGCCUGUAAAGUGACCGUUCAUUGUAAAUACCUCUCUCAACGACGAACGGCAUGGGUUGUGUAUUUAGAGCAGGGUGGUUAAUGAAGCAUCUGCACUGAGUUUAUUGCAGCUAGAAUUCUGAUUGAUUCGCAGUCGUAGCGUUGAUGAUAUCUGCGUGUGCAGAGUGAGCUCUGCCUAAUUUUUGAGGCUACAGAUGCUAGUUAGGAGGUGAUGCAGUGACGUUUCUCACGGUUGAGAAUUGUAACAUUUGCGUUCCAUGUGAAAAUGAUUUGCAAUGAAGGCAACGUUCCAUAAACC